UACUAUGUAUUUCUGAUUGAACUUCCAGUAAUUAACCUUUUAAGCUUCCAGUUCUUUGUUGGCAGACAGGAGAAAAUAACUAGAGGGAUGUGGAUUGCUUGUGGUUAACUAGGACCUGUUAAUCUGGUUAAUUUCUUUUCUCCCAUGCUCUUGAGAAAAGCAUUAUUCUUGGAUUCCAGGUGGCCAACAGAAGGUUCAAGCUUUUAUUUAUUUAUUUAUUUGUUUAAUUGAGGUCAUAUUGGCUUACAACAUUGUGUAAAUUUCAGGUGUACAUCACUAUAUUUCUCUUUCUGUAUAGACUGCAUCAUGUUCACAACCAAUAGUCUAGUUUUUAUUCAUCAGCAUACUUAUGUGCCUCUUUACCCCUUUCGCCCUGCCCCCACCCCAGGAAGGUUCAAGCUUUUAAAUCCACAUUGAUUCAGUGAUUGGAAAGAAGUAGGAAUUUAAACUGUCCUUGGGCAUCAGUUGCCCCUAUUGGCUCACUAAUGGCCUACUUGUUACUUUCUGAACUGGUACAGACACAGCUAAGAUUCAUUCAUUCUUUCAUUCAUUCAGCAAACAAAUCUUGAGUGCCUACUGUGUUCCAGGUACUGGACAUUGACUUUUAACUGUUAGUCUCCAUGCUACCUUAGCCUUGAAAUGGAUCAACAGACAAGAGACCUUCAUUGGGAGACACACACCACUUCAGAGAAGACCCGGAUGCAAAGCCUACAGCCUGACCCAGCUGCCCGAUAUCGAAAUGUGUUGGAGGCCCUUUGGAGGAUUAUAAGAACGGAGGGCCUGUGGAGGCCCAUGCGGGGGCUGAACGUCACAGCAACAGGCGCAGGGCCUGCCCACGCCCUCUAUUUUGCCUGCUAUGAAAAGUUAAAAAAGACAUUGAGUGAUGUAAUCCACCCUGGGGGCAAUAGCCAUAUUGCCAAUGUUGUUUUCUCCUUUGCAGGUGCGGCGGGGUGUGUGGCAACAUUACUUCAUGAUGCAGCCAUGAAUCCCGUGGAAGUGGUCAAGCAGAGGAUGCAGAUGUACAACUCACCGUACCACCGGGUGACAGACUGUGUUCGGGCAGUGUGGCAAAAUGAAGGGGCCGGGGCCUUUUACCGCAGCUACACCACCCAGCUAACCAUGAACGUUCCCUUCCAAGCCAUUCACUUCAUGACCUAUGAAUUCCUGCAGGAGCACUUUAACCCCCAGAGACGGUACAACCCCAGCUCCCACGUCCUCUCCGGAGCCUGUGCAGGAGCUGUAGCUGCCGCUGCCACAACCCCACUGGACGUUUGCAAAACACUGCUCAACACCCAGGAGUCUCUGGCUUUGAACUCAAACAUUACAGGACAUAUCACAGGCAUGGCUAGUGCCUUCAGGACGGUGUAUCAAGUAGGUGGGGUGACUGCCUACUUCCGAGGGGUGCAGGCUAGAGUAAUCUACCAGAUCCCCUCCACAGCCAUCGCAUGGUCUGUGUACGAGUUCUUCAAAUACCUAAUCACUAAACGGCAAGAAGAGCGGAGGGCAAGCAAGUGAAGUAGCACUGAAAGAAGCCGGGGGUUCAGACAACACUGCUGUGUCUGCCGCUCCAGCCACAUUCUCUGUCUCCUGGCACGCUCCAGCCCUGAUUGGAGUUGGAAGGAAGGGAGAGGGCUCUCCCCAGGCUAUUGGUGUUUUGGCAAACACCAGUUCCUACCACCUUUCCUUCCAGGCCCUAAACAUGUGCAGCAGAGCACACUACAGCACCUUUGACAACCUCUCCAUCCUGGGCCUGAUGACCUGCUCUCGACUGUUAUAGAGGGAUAAGCAGCUCAUUCCCCUGGUUCCUAAUAAAAAGCCCUUAA
Molecule: messenger RNA, 1823 nt
Organism: Diceros bicornis minor
Lineage: Eukaryota; Metazoa; Chordata; Mammalia; Perissodactyla; Rhinocerotidae
Gene: SLC25A28
Product: solute carrier family 25 member 28
Exons: 4
Coding region: 640-1515 (291 amino acids)
Biological process (GO): iron import into the mitochondrion
Cellular component (GO): mitochondrial membrane
Molecular function (GO): ferrous iron transmembrane transporter activity
Source: RefSeq, a predicted model, not a curated record